Messenger RNA from Staurois parvus, 293 nucleotides. Lineage: Eukaryota; Metazoa; Chordata; Amphibia; Anura; Ranidae. The record is from the annotation of a GenBank genome assembly.
CCUCACAAGCUUUCACGCUGACAGCUCGAUAGGAGAGGAGAGCUGGUAAUCGGCAUUCCUCGGAGGGGACAUGUGCACUGAUCAUCAGAGCACUGAUGAUCAGUGAGUGCCACCUGUCAGUGUCCAUCAGUGCCAGCUCUCAGUGCUCAUCCAUGCCACCUGCCAUGGCACUGGCCCAUCAGUGCCACAUCAAUGCCACAUAUCAGUGCCUACCAGUGCACAUCAAUGCCACAUAUCAGUGCUCCACUGAGGAGCUGCCUUUCAGUGUCACCCAUCAGUGCCAGUCUGUGCCA